Messenger RNA from Sipha flava (yellow sugarcane aphid), 889 nucleotides. RefSeq lists its product as uncharacterized. The transcript is spliced from 2 exons. The record is from RefSeq and is a predicted model, not a curated record. Bases 16 to 684 code for a protein of 222 amino acids. Lineage: Eukaryota; Metazoa; Arthropoda; Insecta; Hemiptera; Aphididae.
CGGAGCGCCUAUAAAAUGGAUAUUGUUCUGCCGAUCUGGAUCACACACACUAGUCCAACUUCACCGAGACGGACGUACAACAUCGCAUCUGCACAACUUCAGUUCGCUGACACGACGAGUCCCGCAAACAUGCAGGUUUGGAUCUCAUUGUUGGUUGUCGCGUGCGUAAGCCUGGCCAUGGUCAGUGCUGAAGCCGAGAAGACAGGCGCGGAGAAGCCGGUAGAGAAGAAGCAGGGCAAACGAGGCCUCUGGGGUCUGGGAUACGGGUACGGUGGCCACAGCGAAUGGGACGGUCUGUCCAACUACGGUUUGCUGGGAUCCGACCACAGCUACGGGCACGUCAGCUCGUCGGUGCACGUCACCAAGGAGGUGCCGGUCAUAGUGGAGAAACCGAUCAUCGUCCCUGUUGAGAAACACGUGCCAUACCCAGUGGCUGUGGAGAAGCACGUGCCGUACCCCGUGCACGUCGAGAAACACGUGCCGGUGCACAUCGACCGACCGGUGCCCUAUCCGGUCAAAGUGCCGGUGAAAAUCCCCUACGCGCAACCGGUCCCUUAUCCGGUGUACGUCCAGAAGCACGUGCCGGUCUACGUCAAGGAGCACCACGGCCACGGUUACGGUAGCUUCGACUUCGGUCACGACCACGGAUUCGGCUACAGUAGCAGCUACGCCAUCCAUCAUUAAUCCCAACGAUUUUUGACGGUAUAUAUUUAUACACACAUACGUAUAUAUAAACUCGUGCAACAUUGUAUACGGUAUACCAAACCGUUUGUAAUUACACUUUUAUACCGCUUUUCGUAUGUACAGGUACACAUUACAUAAAUAUUUUAAAUAUUCUGUUUGGCCCGAAAAAGUUGUAUUGUUAAAUAAAAAUGUUGGCCAAAAAAAA